Molecule: messenger RNA, 3101 nt
Organism: Neolamprologus brichardi
Lineage: Eukaryota; Metazoa; Chordata; Actinopteri; Cichliformes; Cichlidae
Source: RefSeq, a predicted model, not a curated record
UCCUGAAACACUCUCUACUCUUCUCCGUCAGCACUGUCAAAGCAAACAUAGCAUCUGUUGUGUAUUUGACUUUUUCUGUAAAAAAUAAAUUAUAGAUGAAACUACGACAGCAUAGCAGACACUUAAAAUGAACUCCGGUAAUUCACACGUUUGUGGAAAUUAAAAAAAAGAACGAUAAUCUUCCUCAUACCAUGACGCCUACCCCACACCAUAUCCGACUCCUCCCCGCCCGGAGCCUGUUGUAAAGAUGGCGUCCAUCAUGGAGGGGCCGCUCAGCAAGUGGACCAACGUCAUGAAAGGCUGGCAGUAUCGCUGGUUUGUUCUGGACUACAAUGCCGGCCUGCUGUCGUACUACACGUCAAAAGACAAGAUGAUGCGAGGAUCCAGAAGAGGCUGCGUACGACUCAGGGGAGCUGUGAUCGGCAUCGAUGACGAGGACGACAGCACAUUCACCAUCACUGUGGACCAGAAGACUUUCCAUUUCCAAGGUGAGGCGUCCCCCCGGUUCAUUCUGCUCUCUUACAGCCCCCCUCUUCUCCUCUAUAGAAAGCGAGCUUGCACUCUGCUAAAUGGACUGAGAGAUGUACUGGCUUAUUGCAGCAUGUCUGUUGGAGCACAGCACCCAGAGGCUGAGACGGGAUUCGUUCCUAGUGUUCAAGACUUUGACAAGAAGCUAGCUGAAGCUGACGCCUACCUACAGAUUCUGAUUGAUCAGUUAAAGCUGUUUGAUGAGAAGAUCAAGGACUGCAAAGAGGAUGAAUCACGCAGAAAAAUUGAACAUUUGAAGGAGACUACUUGUAGUAUGGUAGAGUCCAUCAAGCACUGUAUUGUACUGCUGCAGAUUGCCAAGGACCAAAGUAACGAACAGCAACACGCAAACGGACCUAUAAGCACCAUCAACCCAGUGGAUGGGAUCUACCAGCCCCCUCUGGACACUCCAGCGGUGAACACAAUGCCAACACAGACAACACUACCCCCAGGUACAUCUGCCUCCCCAACAUGUGCCAGACAUUUAAAAGUUGUCACUUGCUGUGUUGAUACAUGGAGUGGCCCGUCAGGCCCCAGCAGCGGCGUCGCCUCCCCGGCUCACAUCCCCCUCCCCUCACACUCGGUGCCAGACUUCUCCUACUCCUCCAGUGAGGACGAAUUCUAUGACGCUGAUGAGUUUUACCAGAGCAACACUUCCCCCAAACACUGCAUAGAUCCCUCAGGGCCUCCAGCUGCCUCGCCCACUAAUGAAGAAACGGCUCUGAAACGACCCAACACUACAGAGUCCCUCAACUCUUCGAUGUCCAACGGCACCACAGACACGGACCAGUUUGACUGUCAUGAUGACCGCGACGAUGACGGCGAAGGGGAGUCUGUGGAAGAGCACAAGAGCGUCAUCAUGCAUUUGCUGUCUCAAGUUCGACUGGGCAUGGACCUCACAAAGGUGGUCCUGCCGACCUUCAUCCUAGAAAGAAGGUCUUUGUUAGAAAUGUAUGCAGAUUUCUUUGCACACCCCGACUUAUUUGUAAGUAUCGCUGAGCAGCCAGAGGCCAGGGAGCGGAUGGUGCAGGUGGUGAGGUGGUACCUGUCGGCUUUCCAUGCCGGAAGGAAAGGCUCAGUGGCCAAGAAACCGUACAACCCAAUCCUAGGAGAAGUCUUCUACUGCCACUGGGAUCUUCCCAGCGAGACAGAGGAGCCUUCGCCACCUACGGAGACGGUAGCAGAAGGCCCGGUUCCCUGGGCUUCAUCCAACAGCGUGUCUUUUGUGGCAGAGCAGGUCUCUCACCACCCGCCCAUUUCUGCGUUCUACGCCGAGUGCUUAAGUAGGAAGAUCCAGUUCAAUGCUCACAUCUGGACUAAAUCUAAGUUUCUGGGCAUGUCCAUAGGUGUCCACAACAUCGGCCAAGGCUGCGUGUCAUGUUUGGAGCACGAUGAGCAUUACAUUCUCACCUUUCCUAACGGAUAUGGCAGGUCGAUCCUCACUGUGCCGUGGGUGGAGCUUGGCGGAGAGUGCAACAUCUCCUGCUCCAAGUCGGGCUACAGCGCGAACAUCGUGUUCCACACCAAACCCUUCUACGGUGGAAAGAAGCACAGAAUCACUGCAGAGAUUUUUUCACCAAACGACAAGAAGUCUUUCUGCUCCAUUGAGGGAGAGUGGAACGGAGUCAUGUAUGCUAAAUGGGCGACUGGAGAGAACACGGUGUUCAUAGACACUAAGAAGAUGGGCAUCGUUAAGAAGAGAGUGAGGAAGCCGGAAGACCAGCUCGAGUACGAGUCUCGAAGACUGUGGAAGGAUGUGACUCUGAACCUGAAGAUAAAAGACAUCGAUGCAGCGACAGAAGCCAAGCACCGGUUGGAGGAGAAACAGAGAGCUGAAGCCAGAGAGAGGAAGGAGAAGGAGCAGCAGUGGGAGACCAGGCUAUUCCACGAGGACGGCGAGUGCUGGGUCUACGACGAGCCGCUAUUAAAGAGAUUAGCCUCCCAGAGGCACUGAGAAGACGGCGCCACGCUCGGAUGCAUCAAGAAUGCACACACAACAGAGUCUUCAUAAGAACUCUUUUGCAGAAACCACUUGUUAUUCAAGCCUUGGAAUGACUGACGAUUGAAUCUCUACACUGCUUUGCAUUUGACUGUAAAACAAUAUGGAAAUGAAUGAAAAGCAUCAAAGAUGUAACAUGAAUAUUAGUAAAGCUCCUCUCCUUAUUUGGUCAGUCUCUCAUCCACCGAUACCCGCCACCUGCCAACAUGAGACUCUGCAGCACAGAGUGGAGAGGUCACGCGCCUCCCAUUCGUCCACACCCUUCAGCAGCUCCACGGGAUGAGCCAGAGCAACACUCCUUCCCUACAUCUAUAGUUUUUUGCAGGGGGGGUGGGGGUCUGUGGUCGGCUCAAGUGAUAGCACGAGAAAUAAAACGGCGCUCUACAUCUCAGGGAAUCUGGUGACUGAGGAAAGAAAGCUGGUGCCCCCACCCAGAGUCUGACAGCCUUAUAACGGUGGAACGGAUGAAUCUUAAAGGGGCGGGAGAGGAAAAUCUCUGCUUGCCUGCAACUAGUUAGAACUGUUUAUAUAUAGAUAUACAUAUGAUGGAUAUAUAAAUAUAUAUUCUUUUUUA